UUCAAAGCGUCGCUGGAAUUUAAUAAAGCAGUUAGUUACUGUUAGUACUAUAAAAAGUGUCAAGUGGUAAACAUACGGUCAUACCUAUAAAAUUAAUUAUGAUUGUUUCGUCUUCUCAAUAAUUUGUAUCACAUUACAGUUGUUAUGUUUUAUGGGAGGAGCGCUCUUCCUUUUUCUGAUCUUGAUGUUUGUUGUCGAUGUUGUGUUGCCGAAAGAUGCCUUAGCUAACAAAGCGACGUGGUUGGGUUGACAUCCAGCAAGCGAUCACCAUCAUUCGUGUAAGUUAAAAGAGUCAAAAGUGAUUGAUGUAGCUUUGGGAAGCCCACCUCGACGAAGUCAACAAACUGAUCAGAUAAUAAUCAAAAUGUCGUCGUACGAUGAGGAUGGCCAGUACGAUGGAAUGUCCAGCAGCUAUGCCGUCGGUUCAUUACCGAAAUUUGGUUAUGGAACGGACGAUUACGAUCCAGAGUUUGGAUCGUUUAUGCCUGCUGAAGUCAAACCAAAGAUAUUGCUCAUGGGUUUGCGAAGGUCUGGCAAAUCGUCCAUCCAGAAGGUGGUUUUUCAUAAAAUGUCACCGAACGAGACUCUAUUCCUGGAAAGCACCAAUAAAAUAACGAAGGACGAUAUUUCCAGCAGUUCGUUUAUUCAGUUCCAAGUUUGGGAUUUUCCGGGACAGAUUGACUUCUUCGAUCCGUCUUUCGACGCAGACACCAUUUUCGGUGGUGCAUGUGAAGCGCUCAUUUUCAUAUUGGAUGCUCAAGAUGAUUACAUGGAUGCUCUUGAAAAACUGCAUGCGACGGUUAGUCGCGCAUUCAAAGUCAACCCGAACAUCCAUUUCGAAGUGUUUAUCCACAAAGUGGAUGGCUUAUCGGACGAUCAAAAAAUUGAAACGCAACGUGAUAUUCACUCACGUGCCAAUGAUGAGCUUUCUGAUACGGGAUUGGAAAACAUCCAUUUGAGUUUUUAUUUGACGAGCAUUUAUGACCAUUCAAUUUUCGAGGCAUUCAGCAAAGUCGUGCAGAAAUUGAUUCCUCAAUUGCCCACCAUGGAGAAUUUGUUAAAUAUAUUUAUUUCGAAUUCGAACAUCGAAAAGGCCUUUUUAUUCGACGUUGUCAGCAAAAUCUAUGUGGCAACUGACAGUAACCCAGUGGAUAUGGCAUCCUACGAACUGUGUUGUGAUUUUAUCGAUGUGGUCAUCGAUGUUUCUUAUAUUUACGGUAUGCGUGAAGAUGUGGAGGCUAGCGCUUUUGACAGCCAGUCGUCGUCCAUUAUUCGCCUGAAUAGCUCGUACAUUCUGUAUUUGCGUGAGGUCAACAAGUAUCUUGCUUUGGUAUGUCUGCUGCGUGAGGAAAACUUUUCCCGACAAGGGCUCAUUGAUUAUAACUUUUUCUGCUUUCGAGAUGCACUGCAGGAAGUUUUCAAUAUUCGCGCCCGCGUUUCUGGGAUUCGAGAAAGGAACCAUAACAGCAUCAGCUACACGAACAGCAUUUCCAGGGAUUACUGAUAAAGUUUGAUAGUGGUAAGGCUUAUUGCCUUGUUUUGAUUUUUACGUUGAUGUUAUUCGCUGUGUUGUAUAAGAAAUUCCUCGAUAGUGCGGGGUAUUUUUUGAUUUUGUUUUCCGUAGUACAGUAAGAAUCUGACUAACACUUCUUACAAGCUAAUUAAUUGUUAUGGUUUAAAUAAAGUUUUAACGCUACUUUGG
Messenger RNA from Paramacrobiotus metropolitanus, 1702 nucleotides. RefSeq names its product ras-related GTP-binding protein C-like. Bases 365 to 1504 code for a protein of 379 amino acids. Gene Ontology annotation, molecular function: GTP binding; GTPase activity. Lineage: Eukaryota; Metazoa; Tardigrada; Eutardigrada; Parachela; Macrobiotidae. The transcript is spliced from 9 exons. Gene Ontology annotation, biological process: positive regulation of TOR signaling; cellular response to amino acid stimulus; regulation of autophagy. Gene Ontology annotation, cellular component: nucleus; lysosome; Gtr1-Gtr2 GTPase complex. The record is from RefSeq and is a predicted model, not a curated record.